CGUCGCGUCAACAGAAAUAUUCGCGAAGCGCAAUCAACUUUGACGGCCCGCUGCCUGCACGUAAGCGCUCUACUUUCGCGCGUUUCCUCGGAGCGACCUCGAAUCGCGUGCGCGAUCCUUCGUCGUUCGCCCAAGUCACGUGGCUUCUCUUCUCCAAUCCAUAACCUAUAGUCCGACGCACUUCUGGUGUGUAUAGUAGCCGCGCGGCGGCAACAACUUUUUUACAGCUGACACACCUGCCGAGAAAGCUUUUCAUUCGAACAUAGUCGGGCGUUUAUUGUUUCCGUACGGUUGUAGUUGUAGAAGAUGCGUAACGUAUUUAUAUCAGUUUGUUUGCUGAGAUUCCUCGUCGCGUUAACGUGCGCGAGCGAAGACAAAGAUUGCGGCUGCGGGAAGAAUUUAAACCGGCAGAAAGCCCAAGAUGGUUCGUGUCCUGUGAAUAACAAAGAAGAUGAAUUCGAGGAUGAAUUUAUCAAGCCUGUUUAUAAACAUGAUUUGACAGCUAAUAUGGUUGAAAUCAAAGGUGGCUCAUAUUUCAUUGGUACAGAUGAUCCUGUUUUCAUGGCCGAUGGUGAAUAUCCCAAAAGAGAGAUUGAACUUAAUAGUUUUUUUAUUGACAAGUACGAAGUGAGUAAUAAGGAUUUUGAUGAGUUUGUAAAAGCCACUGGACAUGAAACUGAAGCAGAAAAGUAUGGUGACUCCUUUGUAUUUGAAGGUUUAAUCAGUAAUGAAGUAAAAAAAGAAAUAAAGCAUGCUGUUGCGCAAGCUCCUUGGUGGUUGCCAGUUAAGGAAGCUUCCUGGAGAAAACCCGAAGGAAACGAUUCUAAUAUUUUAGAUAGAAUGGAUCAUCCAGUUAUUCAUGUGUCAUGGAACGAUGCUCUGGCAUAUUGUAAAUGGUUAGGUAAAAGAUUACCCACUGAAGCUGAGUGGGAAGUUACUUGUCGGGGUGGUCUAAAUGAUAGACUAUUUCCUUGGGGUAAUAAACUAACACCUAAUAAUGAGCACCGAAUAAAUAUUUGGCAGGGAGAAUUUCCUACAGAAAAUACCGGAGAGGAUGGAUUUGUGGGAACGAAUCCAGUUACAGAUUUUCCAGCCAAUGCUUAUGGUGUUCAUAAUAUUAUAGGAAACGUGUGGGAAUGGACUUCUGAUUGGUGGCAAGUCAGACAUCCUGACGAAAAACAAACUAAUCCUACUGGAGCUCCAACUGGUUCUGAUAAAGUAAAGAAAGGUGGCUCUUAUCUAUGCCAUAAAAGUUAUUGCUACAGAUAUAGAUGUGCAGCAAGAAGCCAAAACACUCCAGAUACAUCUGCUGGAAAUCUUGGUUUUAGAUGUGCACUCUCUGCAUGAUGCACCAAAACUCAAAUCCAAAGUACAACGUUAACAAUAUAAUGUACAUAUAAUUAUUAUUUCUAUAUAAACCAUUUCUGUGAUUUGUUAUACAUUUUCAAAAGAUGCAAUAUAAAAAAUAUGCCCUAAAGCAUUUUUAAAUGCGCUUAAAAGUAAUUAAUGAAAAGCUUCUAUGUAUGUAUAUAGUUUUAUGAUACACUGUAUAAGUUGUGAUGUAUGAUUUUAGCCUAAUAAUUAAGUACAAAAAAAGUGUUCUAAUAUCAAACAAAUUUAUAAGCAAUAAGCAAAACAAUAUGCACAUAAAAAAUAACGCAGUCAGUAAAAACUAUGGUUAAUUAAAAAAAAUAAAAGAUUUGUUACAUUGUCGACGAAUAAAAGAAUGAUUUCGUACACAAAAGAAAAA
Messenger RNA from Phymastichus coffea, 1750 nucleotides. Its product is annotated as formylglycine-generating enzyme. The transcript is spliced from 4 exons. NCBI's taxonomy places the organism in Eukaryota, Metazoa, Arthropoda, Insecta, Hymenoptera, Eulophidae. Bases 307 to 1347 code for a protein of 346 amino acids. Gene Ontology annotation, cellular component: endoplasmic reticulum. The record is from RefSeq and is a predicted model, not a curated record.